CGUAGUGACACUGUGACAGCAAGUGAGGUUGAAGAAGCGGCACAACCGAUCGAGGAGUUCCCAUGGAGCAAGGCGGUAAGGCGGCGCUCGGGUGGGCUGCGAGGGACGCCUCCGGCCACCUCUCCCCGUACAGCUUCUCAAGAAGGGUGCAGAGAGACGGCGACGUGACGAUCAAGGUGCUCUUCUGUGGGAUUUGCCACACUGACCUCCACAUCAUCAAGAACGAGUGGGGCAACGCCAUGUACCCCGUCGUCCCCGGGCACGAGGUCGUCGGCGUCGUCACGGACGUCGGCGCUGGCGUCACCAAGUUCGAGGCCGGCGACACCGUAGGCGUGGGCUACUUCGUCGACUCCUGCCGCUCCUGCGAGAGCUGCGGCGCGGGGCACGAGAACUACUGCCCCGAUGUGGUGCUCGCCUCCAACGGCGUCGACAGCGACGGCGCAACCACCCAGGGGGGCUUCUCCGACGUCGUGGUCGUCGACCAGGACUACGUCGUCAGGGUGCCGCGGAGUCUGCCCCUGGACGCGGCCGCGCCGCUGCUCUGCGCCGGCGUCACGGUGUACAGCCCCAUGGUGGAGUACGGCCUCAACGCGCCGGGCAAGCGCCUGGGCGUCGUCGGCCUCGGGGGCCUCGGCCACAUGGCGGUCAAGUUCGGCAAGGCGUUCGGCAUGACGGUCACGGUGAUCAGCUCGUCCCCGGGCAAGCGUGAGGAGGCGACCGAGCGCCUUGGCGCCGACGAGUUCCUGGUCAGCCGCGAUACCGAGCAGAUGAAGGCCGCGGCGGGCACCAUGGACGGCAUCAUCGACACGGUGUCGGCGUGGCACCCGCUGGCAGCGCUGCUCGAGCUUCUGAAGCCGAUGGGGCAGAUGGUGCUCGUGGGAGUGCCCAGCAAGCCGCUGGAGCUGCCGGCCUUCGCCGUCUGCCCGAGCGGGAAGCGCGUGGCCGGGAACGGCGUGGGCAGCAUCGGCGACUGCCAGGCGAUGCUGGACUUCGCCGGGGAGCACGGGAUCACCGCGGACGUCGAGGUCGUCAGGAUGGACUACGUCAACACGGCGAUCGAGCGGCUCGAGAGGAACGACGUGAGGUAUCGCUUCGUCGUCGACGUCGCCGGCAGCCUGGGCGCCGCUGCUUAGAAGCCAGUAUAAUUGCCUGCUCGCGCACAACGCUCUU
Messenger RNA from Panicum hallii, 1170 nucleotides. RefSeq names its product probable cinnamyl alcohol dehydrogenase 8D. Gene Ontology annotation, molecular function: cinnamyl-alcohol dehydrogenase activity; zinc ion binding. Gene Ontology annotation, biological process: lignin biosynthetic process. NCBI's taxonomy places the organism in Eukaryota, Viridiplantae, Streptophyta, Magnoliopsida, Poales, Poaceae. The record is from RefSeq and is a predicted model, not a curated record. The transcript is spliced from 4 exons. Bases 63 to 1133 code for a protein of 356 amino acids.